Messenger RNA from Rubroshorea leprosula, 789 nucleotides. The record is from the annotation of a GenBank genome assembly. Lineage: Eukaryota; Viridiplantae; Streptophyta; Magnoliopsida; Malvales; Dipterocarpaceae.
GGUGAGAAUCAUGGAUUUUUCAAGCAACAGUUUAUAAGGGGAGAUCCCUCAGGAAAUAACUAAGCUGCAAGGGUUGCAAUCAUUGAAUUUAUCACGCAAUCAUUUUAUUGGAAGGAUCCCAAAAAGUAUAGGUAACAUGAGAAUGUUAGAAUCAAUUGAUUUCUCAGUAAACAAUGUCUAGUUCAAUUCCAGAAAGCACGUCGAGCUUGACUUUUCUGAGUUACCUAAACCUGUCCAAUAACCAAUUGGUGGGGAGAAUUCCUUCAGGUACUCAGUUACAACUUUUGAAUGCAUCUAGCUAUGAUGGAAACAAACAGUUUGGCAGCCUUCCACUAGCAGAUAACUGCAGUAGUAUUAAUGGAAAUUCUGUACCCAGCAGCCAAGCCAAAGGUGGAAAACAUGGGAAUGGAGUUGAAAUAAAUUGGUUGUUUGUAAGCAUGGCACUUGGAUUUGUUGUGGGAUUUUGGAGUGUACUAUGUGCUCUGGUGAUUAGCAGGAGAUGGCACUGCAUUUAUUAUCAAUUUCUUGAGGAAAUGUGGUGGAAAAUCAGUGAUUCCAUAAACAAAUGUUUUUAAACUUUAAUGUGCUUCCUUUACGAGUGUAUUAGUUUGAAUUAUUGAGUAUCAUAUCAUUUCCUCUAAGUUGUACUGUGUAAUAAGUUCCCAUUCCAUCAGUGGAAUAUAUGCUCCGGUCUUACCUCCCCAUAGUUAAUUAUUGAUCUAUGUAUCAUCUAUUGCUUGCAUAUGCUUUUUUUCUUGUUACCGCAACAAAUCAAAUUGAAUAAUUUCC